UCGACAUCCGGUUCUUGUAAAUCAUAAUUGAUGAAUCUUCAAACCAUUAUUUAGUUCAUUUCAACCAUAAGAUUGUAGUUAUAAUGACAUCAAUGAAAGAUAAAGUUAUACUAAUUACUGGUGCAAGUGCAGGGGUUGGUGCAGCGUGUGCUGAACAUUUUGCAUCCUUAGGUGCUAAACUCUCAAUCACUGGUAGAAAUGAAGAACGACUUAACAAGAUAAAGGUUUUGUGCAUUGAAGCAUGUAAUGAUGAAUCAAAUAUUUUAGCUACAAAGGGCGAUGUCACAAUUACAGAAGAUUUAGAAAGAAUCGUUACAUAUACUUUACAGAAGUUUGGCAGACUUGAUGUGCUUGUGAACAAUGCUGCAACUCUCAAAACAGGAGGCCUUCAAGACACAACUAUGGAAUUGUAUGACAGCAUGAUGAACACAAACAUGCGCUCAGCAUUUGAACUAUCGAGGCUUGUGGUUCCAUACUUGAAAAAGACAAAAGGUGCAAUAGUGAACGUAUCCAGCGUUGCAGGUCCACGUCCAUUUCCAAAGAUCAUGGCAUAUGCUGUAAGUAAGGCAGCCAUGGACCAUUUUACUCGAUGCCUUGCUCAAGAACUGGCUCCAGAUGGUGUUAGAGUCAACUCAGUCAAUCCUGGAACAGUAGAUACAGAGAUGUAUGUGACCAAUGGUAUUAUGACGCCUGAACAGUUUGCAGAGUAUAAGGAGAGACAAUGUGGGGUGCAUCCACUUGGUAGAAUAGCUUCAGGGAAAGAUGUUGCUCAGGCUGUCGCAUUUCUUGCUUCAAGCGAAUCUUCUUUCGUGACAGGAACUAACAUGUUAGUGGAUGGGGGAAGAGCAGGAGUCACGCCACAUUUAGUGACCAAGGAAUAAAGAUUAUAUGGACAUCUAAUCAUCUGAGAAGUGAUAUCUGACAAGUAUUCCACAUCCACGCAAUUCCCUUCUCCACGCCUUGUCAUUUUUGUUGUUCUUUGUAAGGACGUCCUUGUUCAUUGUAAUUCAUUAAAAAUCAACACUCAUACGAUUUUCAAUGUUGACGUCAAUAUAAGUAUUGAUUACAGGUCAUGUAGAGAGUCAGUUUGAUUUACAGCGAAUAGCUUGACUUUUAAUUGCACAACUGGCAUGGUGACCUGUAUGAGUAGAUCCCAUCUACAAACUGUAUGUUAGAACUGUAGAAGCCUAGCAAGUAAUUUAA
Molecule: messenger RNA, 1203 nt
Organism: Owenia fusiformis
Lineage: Eukaryota; Metazoa; Annelida; Polychaeta; Sabellida; Oweniidae
Source: the annotation of a GenBank genome assembly